Sorghum bicolor (sorghum) is the source of this 870-nucleotide messenger RNA. RefSeq lists its product as uncharacterized. The record is from RefSeq and is a predicted model, not a curated record. The transcript has 2 exons. Lineage: Eukaryota; Viridiplantae; Streptophyta; Magnoliopsida; Poales; Poaceae. The coding region runs from base 140 to 484 and encodes 114 amino acids.
CUCGCUCGCCGGCUAUAAAACUGGCGCCAAGGCCUGGAUACCGCAGUUUGCCGCUCUGUGACACUGCUGCCGUCCUCUUCCGCCGCCGCCGUCGUCGUCUUCGUCCGUAGAUCAGAGAGGGAGGAAGAAGAACCGAUCGAUGGCGUCCAACUACGUGGACACGACGGGCGAGGAGGGCAGGUUCCACGGCCCGCACAGCCACAGCAGCAGCACCACCCCGACGGGCGCCGCGGCGUCGCCGCGCCACAUGCGCCGCAGCUUCUCCUCCGCGUCCUCCGGGAGCCACAGCCACGGCGGCGGGGGCAAGUGCGUGUGCGCGCCCCCGACCCACGCCGGCUCCUUCAAGUGCCGGCUCCACCGCACCAACUCCCAGGGCCACGGCCACGGCCACGCGCACCCGUCCCCGCCGAUCUCCCCCGCCGCCGCCGCGCCCGCGCAGGGCGUCCCGUCCUCCGCCUCCUCCCGCACCGUCGAGGCCCAGUAAGUGACGCCGCCGCCGCCCGCGGAGCUGCUGUCGUCACCGAGGCGCAGGGAUACUUGUCGUGUCAGAAGAAGGGAGCCUAUUAGUAAUUCCCCUUGUUGUGAUCCGCGUUAUCGGAAGAAAUUUUUCUUCUUCUCUUCGCUUUUGCCUCUUUUUUUUUUCCCUGCUCGUUUCUGCGUGGGAUUCCCUGCUUUCGUGAUUCUGAAUCUCUGAUUGCCGGCCGCCGUGCCAUCCUCCUUGCCAAGAUGAGACUCCCCCAGGCUCCUCCCUGUCCCUGCUCCUGUCAACUGGUGAACUGGAUCCUUGAUUUGGGAGACGGUGAAACUGGAUGCCUAUGUAAUUAAUUGCCUCUCUUUACCAUUCUACUACUAUUUCAAGUAUGAUCACCC